CCCCCUUCCCAGUCCCGGGAGGCCGCCGCGCCAGCCGCGCGGAGCGAGUCCCUCCCCUGCCCCAGCCCCGUCCUGGGGCCGCGCCUGGCCCCCAGCUCCUGGCUCCAGCCUAGCGCUCCUCGCCCCUGGUUCUGGGACUCGGACCCUGUCCGCCGGCCGAAAGGCACUGCUGUGCUGAGCGCUGCUGCCGAUGGGAGCGGAUUUCAUCAGUCCUUCGGGUGUAACUAGGAGAAAAAGAUCUACAGCCACCUUCCAGGAACAAGCUGCAGUACAUCUUGCAGAACUUACCUCACCUCCUCUCUCCAGGGACGAUGACGUUGGCCUACCCUAAGAGGGGCCUUCUGGUGCUGCUGAUGGCCUUGGGCCUGACCCAGGGGAACCCUGUGGAGCCCUUUCAGACCUCAUUGGUAACCUGCACAUGUCAGAACCCACACUGCAAGGGGACCACCUGCCAGGGACUCUGGUGUACAGCAGUGCUGUUUGUAGAUGAAGAAGGUCAUCUCCAGAAUUUUAAGGGAUGUGGAAGCCAGAACGAAGAGCUCUGUAGGGGGCGUGCCACUGAAUUCGCCCAUCAUUUCUGCUGCCGCCAAUCCUUCUGCAACCACAAUGUAUCCCUGUCGCUGGAGACCACCCAGACUCCUCCGGAGCAGCCAAAAGUAGAUAGCCAGCUGCCUCUGAUCCUCGGCCCUGUGCUGGCCUUGCUAGUGCUGGUGGCCUUGGGUACCCUGGGCCUGUGGCAUGUCCGGCGGAGGCAGGAGAAGCAGCGAGGCCUGUACAGUGACCUGGGCGAGUCCAGCCUCAUCCUGAAAUCAUCCGAGCAGAGGGACAGCAUGUUGGGGGAAUUCCUGGAUAGCAACUGCACCACAGGCAGUGGCUCAGGGCUCCCCUUUCUGGUGCAGAGGACAGUGGCACGGCAAGUCACCCUGGUGGAGUGUGUGGGAAAGGGCCGCUACGGUGAGGUGUGGCGGGGCCUGUGGCAUGGUGAGAGUGUAGCUGUCAAGAUCUUCUCCUCGAGGGAUGAGCAGUCCUGGUUCCGGGAGACGGAGAUCUACAAUACAGUGUUGCUCCGGCAUGACAACAUCCUAGGCUUCAUCGCCUCAGAUAUGACCUCCCGAAAUUCCAGUACGCAGCUGUGGCUCAUCACGCACUACCAUGAGCACGGCUCCCUCUAUGACUUCCUGCAGAGGCAGACGCUUGAGCCUCAGCUGGCCCUCAAGCUAGCUGUGUCCGCAGCGUGCGGCCUGGCACACCUGCACGUGGAGAUCUUCGGCACACAGGGAAAACCGGCCAUUGCCCACCGUGAUCUCAAGAGCCGCAAUGUUCUGGUCAAGAGCAACCUUCAGUGUUGCAUUGCAGACCUGGGCCUGGCUGUGAUGCACUCUCAGGGUAGCGAUUACCUGGACAUUGGCAACAACCCGAGAGUGGGCACCAAGCGGUACAUGGCACCGGAGGUGCUGGAUGAGCAGAUCCGCACCGACUGCUUCGAGUCUUACAAGUGGACCGACAUCUGGGCCUUCGGCCUGGUGCUGUGGGAGAUUACUCGGCGAACCAUUGUCAAUGGUAUUGUGGAGGACUAUAGGCCACCUUUCUAUGAUGUGGUGCCCAAUGACCCCAGCUUCGAGGACAUGAAGAAAGUGGUGUGUAUUGACCAGCAAACUCCCACCAUCCCCAACCGGCUGGCUGUAGACCCGGUCCUCUCAGGCCUGGCUCAGAUGAUGCAGGAAUGCUGGUACCCUAACCCCUCUGCCCGCCUCACUGCGCUUCGCAUCAAGAAGACCCUACAGAAACUCAUCCAAGGCUCAGAGAAGCCCAAAGUGAUUCACUAGCCCAGGACUCCUGCACUCCCUCUGCCUGCAGGGAUUUGGACCUGACAUCCUUUGAGGCCUCUCCAACUCUGAUUUGCUUUGAACGUCAUCAGCCUGUGUGACCUAAGUUCACCAGUUUCACCUGGUCCUAUGCCCUGGCCCCUAGCAGUAUGCCUCAAGACAGGGUCUGAAAAGAGCUGUAUUGGAGUCUAGGACAUUGAAAGCGCUUCCUAGUCUAAUUUUUGCCUGAAGCCAUGCCAGUGGCCUUUCUUGGCUCAUGCAGUGCUGGCCCUUCUGAGGCUGGAGGUCACUUCUCUGAGUCUCCAAGGCACAAAAGAAACUCAGCUCCAGCCAAGAAGCCUACAGUACCCAGGUUUCUGCUCCCCGUGGACCCUGGUCCUGACUCUGGCCCACAACUUUGGUCAAGCCCCAGAGAGUGUCUCAGAACAUGGUGACCCUAGAAAAACACACAGAAAAUCUAGUAUUUGGAUAUGUCCAGGGUAUUGUGCAUGUACUGACAGGUAACCCUGGGUCUUGGUAGGGUGGCUGGAGGGCUGGAGGGAGGUGAGUUGGAGGCAGCACUUGGGACAGUGGUGGGGCUCAGGCUAAGGACAAGGACAGCUGUAAGCUUGGGAAGAAGUGUCCUACCAGCCCUCAGCCUUUGAGGGCAGAAAAGAAAGCUCAUGCCCCUCCCACACAUACAGCCUCCCCAGGCGGUCUUCUGGUGUGUCUUCCACCACCGUCUCAGAACUUUCCCAGGCCUGUCUCUCAGCAUUGUGCAAGGCCCAGAAGAGAACCAGGAAGCGAAACUGGAUGAAAACGGAAAGCAACAUGCUGCACUGAGUUCCAGGAUUACUGGGACAAAGUUUGCAGUUUCUCUGACUUCUAGAACCCACCCUAUCAGGAAUCAAGGUUCCAGCCUAAAGGAUUUUAAUCUCCAUUGGAUUUGGGGGCAAAGCAGUUCUGAGACUCGGCAGGCAGAAACUUCAGGUAGCAGCUUCCCGAAGACUGGAAAAUCCCUAAGUGGAGAAGGUCUAGUGAGGAGGAGGAAUGACAGAGGAGGGUGGAGGGAAGCCGCUGAGGAGAGCAGUCUGCAAAUGCUUCUGUGCUACCGCAGGAGGUUUCCAAGAUGCAAAUUACUCUGUUCUUACCCGAAGAUAACUGUUUGCGGGAGCAUUUAGCCCAUGCCUACCACAUACUGUGUCCUCAAUAAACCAAAGUUGAACCCUGA
Molecule: messenger RNA, 3036 nt
Organism: Cavia porcellus (domestic guinea pig)
Lineage: Eukaryota; Metazoa; Chordata; Mammalia; Rodentia; Caviidae
Gene: Acvrl1
Product: activin A receptor like type 1
Exons: 12
Coding region: 312-1826 (504 amino acids)
Biological process (GO): transforming growth factor beta receptor signaling pathway; heart development; protein phosphorylation
Cellular component (GO): BMP receptor complex; plasma membrane
Molecular function (GO): transmembrane receptor protein serine/threonine kinase activity; ATP binding
Source: RefSeq, a predicted model, not a curated record